Messenger RNA from Psammomys obesus (fat sand rat), 975 nucleotides. Its product is annotated as putative olfactory receptor 2I1. Gene Ontology annotation, cellular component: membrane. Gene Ontology annotation, molecular function: olfactory receptor activity; G protein-coupled receptor activity. Gene Ontology annotation, biological process: G protein-coupled receptor signaling pathway. NCBI's taxonomy places the organism in Eukaryota, Metazoa, Chordata, Mammalia, Rodentia, Muridae. The record is from RefSeq and is a predicted model, not a curated record. The annotation marks the transcript as partial. The transcript has a single exon.
CUCAUCCUUCCGAAUCCUCUUGGAGUUUCCCUCCAGGCUAACCACAGCUCAGAGGAGCGCUUCCUGCUGAUGGGUUUCACCGACUGGCCCUCCCUGCAGCCGGUCCUCUUCGCACUGGUCCUUCUCUGCUACCUACUAACGCUGACAGGCAACGCGGCGUUGGUGCUGCUGGCCAUCCGCGACUCGCGCCUACACACUCCCAUGUACUACUUCCUCUGCCACUUGGCUCUGGUGGAUGUGGGCUUCACCACUAGCGUGGUACCACCGCUGCUGGCCAGCCUGCGCGGCCCUGUGCUGCAGCUGCCGCGCGGCUGGUGCAUGGCGCAGCUGUGCUCGUCCCUGGCCCUGGGCUCCGCCGAGUGCGUGCUGCUGGCGGUUAUGGCGCUGGACCGCGCGGCCGCCGUGUGCCGUCCGCUGCGCUACUCCGCGCUGGCCUCGCCGCUCCUGUGCCGCACGCUGGCCGGCGCCUCCUGGCUCGGUGGCCUGGCCAACUCCGCGGCGCAGACCGCUCUGCUGGCCGCGCGUCCGCUGUGCGCGCCACGCCGUCUGGACCACUUCAUCUGCGAGCUGCCCGCGCUGCUGCAGCUGGCUUGCCGAGACGGCCGCGGCGCCACCGAGCGCCAGAUGUUCGCCGCGCGCGUGGUCAUCCUGCUGGUGCCUUCUGCGGUCAUCCUGGCCUCCUACGCCGCCGUGGGCCGCGCGGUCUGGGGCAUGCAGUCCCGCGCCGGCUGGCGGAAAGCCGCGAGCACUUGUGGCUCUCACUUGACCGCUGUCUGCCUAUUUUAUGGCUCCGCCACCUACACCUACCUGCAACCCACGCAUAGUUACAAUCAGGGCCGCGGCAAGUUCAUCUCGCUCUUCUACACGGUGGUCACACCCGCGCUCAAUCCUCUCAUCUACACGCUGCGAAACAAGGAAGUGAAGGGGGCGGCGCUGAGGCUCUUGCGAAGUGUGGGGAGGCGGCAGACAGGAUAG